Molecule: messenger RNA, 1787 nt
Organism: Phragmites australis (common reed)
Lineage: Eukaryota; Viridiplantae; Streptophyta; Magnoliopsida; Poales; Poaceae
Exons: 3
Coding region: 344-1675 (443 amino acids)
Source: RefSeq, a predicted model, not a curated record
CUGAGUGAGCGUGAAUUGUGGCCGAUUGUUCAUCCACUCGCCGCCGACAGCGUUCAGAGAGAGAAAUGAUCUUGCAGAAACCGCGCCUUCUUUAAGCGAUCACUGCGCGCGUCUACUUGGUCUACUUAAGACAAGGCCGAGCCCACCGCAGCAGGCCAGUGUCCAUCUCUGCCCCAGGCAGGCAGGCGACUAGCCGAGCAGAGGCAGCUCCUCCCCUCCCCCUCGCCCACUCCCACUCCACUCCUCUCCCUCUCCGCAUCGAUACACGCCAUCAACCACGCGCCCGGCUGCUCGCAGCCCGCUCCGCCCACCGACGCAGCAGCGGCAGUAGCUAGCUGGACCUAUGCCGCCAGCGGCGAGAGGCGCGCGGCCAGUGACGCUGCGGGACUUCCUGGAGCUCGGGUGCGAGUCCAGCAGCGACGGGUUCCGCUCCUACCCGCGCUGCCUCCCCUGCGACGAUGCCGCCGGCGUGCUGCAGGCGCCCGUGCGCUUCGUCAUCGAGGCCGACCUCCGACGGAGCCCCUCGUGGUCUCCGUCCUCGUUCUUCCUCCCCAAGAGCCCCGGCGCGCUCGCCAGGAUCUCCAGCCUCUCCAGGAGUUUCUCGCGGCGGAUCAGGGAAGGUUUCUGGAGGCGCCGGGAGGACGACGACGAGGCUUACUUCGACGAGCGGGACUCGUGUGGGUUUCCGUCGCCGUUGGUGAGCAGCUGCUCCGCGUCCGAUUCUGAGUCGGAGUACGCCGAGUGGGAGCCGGACGUUGUGACCGAGGAGAAGUUGGCAUCCGCGCCGGCGCCCGAGUGCGAGAAAGCGUCGUCGUCGUCGAGCUCGGCGGACCACCAUUGCACGGACGCGCCCGAAGCCGCAAGAGACUGCCCGAAGGAGGCGCUAGAUGGCGAUUCCGCGGCGGGGCGCAACUUGGAGAUGGAGGAGAAGCAACAGCUGAGCCCCGUGUCCGUUCUGGAUUUCCCCUUCGAUGACGACGAAGGAAGCGAUGCCGGCACGUGCUCGCCUUCCUUCCAGCACUGCCCACCGGAUCACCAGGGGGCGAAGGCGCAGCUGCUGCACAAGAUCCGACGGUACGAAGGCCUGGCGGAGGCAGUGGAUCUCCAGGCACGGUUCACCACCUCGGACGCCGGAGAAUCCGCCGACGCGCGCAGCUGGUGCUCGCAUCUCCAAAGCAACUCGUGCACUGACAAUGCAACAGCAACGACGGCGUCGUCGUCACGCCACGACGACGAGGAUCACCGAAGCGCCGAGCAAUCAGAAGAGCAAGAACCUGAUGAAUACCGGCUGCUUGAGCGACUGCUCGUCGAGGACACGGCGGCUUCGGCUGCCGCAGACGAGAUCUCCGAAUCGCUCCUCCUCGACUUCUUUGCGGAGGGCAUCGAUCGUCAUCGUUCGGUGGCUGGAACGGUGAAGCCGUUGGACGAUCGCAAGGUAGCGGCGCUGGUGGGAGCGGCCGGUGAGUGGCUGCGAGGCGCGGGCCCCCAAUGGGGCAUCGGGGACGUGAUCUUCUCCGGGGAGGCAGCGCUGGCUGACAUGGAGCGGUGGAUGUGCCUUGACGAGGACGAGCGGGACGUCAGCGCCGCGGUGUCGGGGCUCGUGAUGGGCGGGCUGGUGGACGAGCUGGUGACGGAGCUGGCGCCCUGGUGGUGCGGCCACAGUUGGUGGAGCUAAGCAAGUGUACCGUGCAUCGGUCCAAUAGCAGACAAAGGAGCAUCUACACGUCCGAGCAUGUGGUUUAAAUUUUGUGGGCUUACCUGGGAUUACCAAUUUAUGAUCCAUGCAU